CGUGAGAAAGCGCAAGCAAGGCAAAAAGGCGGGCUGGGCUGGACCUGCAGCAGCCGUGCAACCGUCGCUCCGGCUCAACUUGCUCUCGGGCUGCGUUGCCGUGUCUCCGUAUCCCGUCUUGCGUCUCCGUCUCCGUCUCCACACUCAGUCACCCCCUCGUCCCCUCACGACUGCCCUUGGAAUCGCAGCUAGCCUUGGAGUUCCAAGCUAGCCCAUCGUCAUCCUCUCAACAUGGCCACCUCCCACCCCUUGCGCAUUCAAAUAGCCUCGUACAACUUCAACCUGCAAGGCACCACAACGCCCUUCCCCGACUUGCAACGCUGGUUGAUCCCCACCCUCUCCGAGACACGUCCCGAGUAUAGCUCCACCUCUCUCACCUCUGGCCGUGAAGCGCCUGACAUCUAUGCCGUCGGCUUCCAGGAGCUGCUGCCGCUGCACCAUGCAUUCGCUGAUGAUCAAGAGGCAAAGGAGGUGCGGCAGCACACGGCUAGGGAGAUCAGGAGGGCUGUGAGACAUCAUGCUGCGGUUACGCGGCAGGACGGGGUGUAUCCUGAGGGCGGCGGGCCCGAGGACUACACUUUGCUGGCUGAGGUACAUCUCGUGAGCAUCACCCUCUUCGUCUUUGGGCGUAAUCGCUCAGGAGUGCCGCAGCGACUCAAGGAGGCGCGCGUGGCAAGUGCCUCUACUGGUAUCCUCAACCUGCUGGGCAACAAGGGAGCCGUCGGCGUACGAUUAGUCCUUUCUGCUCAAGGCGAAGGGGAAGACGAGGUGAUCACACUCGUAUGUGCUCACUUGGCCGCGCAUGACCACCAAGUGGAGCGACGCAAUGCCGAUUUCAAGAACAUCGUUAGCAGACUGGCAUUCACGCCUCAGUCCACCUUGCCGCUCCCCGACCCGCCGAUCGCAGCUCCCCAAACUGGCGAGGAUAUGGAAAAGGUCAAGGAGCGCUACCAACAGGACGUGGACAGCCAACGCGCAAUUGGAACGCAAAAGCCAUCCAAGCCCCUGGACAAUCAGACGUACACUCUCUACGAUUCGCACCACGCCUUCUUCUUCGGCGACCUCAACUAUCGUCUCGGCCUCGAAGGUGGCAAGAAAAACAAGGAGGGCAAAGAGGGAGCUUCCUCAUCUGCCGCGGGGUUGAGCAAGCACGACGUCCGUCGCAAAGUCUCUCAGCAGGACUAUGCGACUUUGGCCAAGCAUGACCAGCUCGCUCGAGAGCGCCAAGCUGGCAAGACGCUGCAAGGCUUUGUCGAGGUGGACGUCGGGACGGCGUUCGGGCCGACGUACAAGUUCAAGCCGCAACGGCGAGAGGGGAAGGGAAAGGGUAAAGAAGGGACUGGGGAAGGGGACGCCGUGAAGAGAGAGAAGGGGGACGCGCCGGUAAAGGGACAGGAACUGAGCGCGAAACGCGUGCCAGGUUGGACAGAUCGUGUGCUCUGGGCGAGCAAUGGUGGGCAAGAGCAAGGAGAAAAGACGACGGGCACAACGGGAGCCGGGUCAGCAAGCGUUAUUCCGGGCAGACACGGCGUGCACGUCGAGCUCUUCCGCAGCAUCAUGGGUUACACGCUCUCGGACCACAAGCCCGUCACUCUCCUCGCAACCCUGCCGCGCGCACGGCAGUCCAAUUCCAACUUGGCGCCGUAUCGCCUCGACGGGAAUUACGCAGCGUACCGUGCGCUGGGCACUUUGCUGGACAGGCUGGUCGGGUACGCCUGGUGCGCCCUCGUUGCGGCAGGGGCGGGACAGGUGCUCGUGGGUGUGGCAGAGGUGGUCGUCAUUGCGUUGCUGAGUGUGUGGUGGCUGAGGACUGGUGGGCAACAAGGGGGAGGAGGGGAUCUGGGUUACUGGUUCUCAAGCCUCGCGGGAAGGCCGUGAUCGGCAGCGCUUGGGCUCUCUCUUGUGCACAUCUGUAGGCUUGAAAUUGUAUACCGUACCAUAUCGUG
Molecule: messenger RNA, 1946 nt
Organism: Jaminaea rosea
Lineage: Eukaryota; Fungi; Basidiomycota; Exobasidiomycetes; Microstromatales
Product: DNase I-like protein
Exons: 1
Coding region: 232-1878 (548 amino acids)
Biological process (GO): phosphatidylinositol dephosphorylation
Molecular function (GO): phosphatidylinositol-4,5-bisphosphate 5-phosphatase activity
Source: RefSeq, a predicted model, not a curated record